AUGCCUCGUCGCGCGGUCUCAGUCGAGGAAAGGAGAACACGCAAACGGGAUCGUGCCCGUAAACUUCGGCUCCGGCAGCGACAAGAACGACUGGUUCAAUACGAGCUUGAGUGCAUGCAAUACUCCUCCACUGUCCGGCUCAUCGCUCAGACAGUUGAUCCGCCGCCAGCUGUCCCAGCGGCGAUGGCAUCUGCUCCUGGUUAG
Molecule: messenger RNA, 204 nt
Organism: Metarhizium robertsii ARSEF 23
Lineage: Eukaryota; Fungi; Ascomycota; Sordariomycetes; Hypocreales; Clavicipitaceae
Product: patatin-like phospholipase
Exons: 1
Coding region: 1-204 (67 amino acids)
Source: RefSeq, a predicted model, not a curated record